Phycomyces blakesleeanus NRRL 1555(-) is the source of this 1887-nucleotide messenger RNA. RefSeq names its product glycoside hydrolase family 81 protein. The transcript has 7 exons. Gene Ontology annotation, molecular function: endo-1,3(4)-beta-glucanase activity. The record is from RefSeq and is a predicted model, not a curated record. The coding region runs from base 1 to 1800 and encodes 599 amino acids. NCBI's taxonomy places the organism in Eukaryota, Fungi, Mucoromycota, Mucoromycetes, Mucorales, Phycomycetaceae.
AUGGCAUACGUUACAGGAAAUUAUGUUGGCCUAACUCCACAAUUCUACACACAACAUGCUAUUAUUUCAGUUCAUUCUGAAAGCACACCAGGCGCAGAUAUGUACUCUGGUAGAAAAUUUAAAAUUAUGUUCAAUGACAAUCCGACUAGCACAUACUUGAUAUACGUUCUCGGCGAGAAGCCUUUGACACUUCAAAAGGUCGGAAUGAAUAACCUUAUUGCGUCCGAGCCAUACAGUGGUAUCAUUCGUAUUGCCAAGUUACCUUCCCCAGAGCACGAAACACUGUUAGAUAAUCAGCAUGAUGUGUGGGCCACAGGCGGAGAGCUAGUAGCCAGUAGUGAUGGUUCAUCAGCAACAUAUAGUAUUAAAUGGAAAGUUGUUGGAAAUCCCCAAAGAACUCUGCUCACAUAUGCGUACCCUCAUCACAUAAACUCAUUUGCUGGAGAUAUCCAAAAAACCGGAAUGCAUCUUGAAUCUUCCACCAAGGGAAUGAUGACCGCCGUACUUGGAGAUGUAUGGACCCUCAAUGAAAACCAUCUCAGCAACGUUACUUGGCUUCCGCUGAAUCCUAUACCAGAGGCUUCGACCCGCAACGAGAUUAUGCGCACAAUAGAGCUUGACAUCCAUUCAAAUUAUGCUGCGGAAACCCAGAAAGGAGACAACUAUUUUUCUGGAAAAGGGCUACAAAAGUUUGCUAUGCUAGCACUGAUAUUGAAUAAGCCCAAAGAGACAUUUUUGCACAAUCCAGAGCUUGCCAAAAUCUCUUUGGAGAAGAUCAAGGCUGCAUUCACUCCAUAUCUUGAAAACAAACAAGAAGAUCCGUACAAAUACGAUGUUGUAUACAAGGGAAUUGUUGCCAAAGACGGGCUACCUCGAAUAAUGGGCGGUACUGGUAACCCUGAUGCAGAGUUUGGCCACACUUACUACAAUGACCACCACUAUCAUCAAGGGUAUCUGGUUGUAACAGCUGCCAUUAUACACCAUCUUGAUCCAAAGUGGCGAGCUCCAGAGCUUGUAAGGUGGACAGAGACAUUGAUUCGGGAUGUAAAUUGCCCAGUAGAAGAUGACCCAUACUUUGCUCCUUUCCGCAAUUGGGAUUGGUUUGCGGGACACAGCUGGGCAGGAGGUAUAAAGAAUAAUGGUGCUCUUGAUGGCCGUGAUCAAGAAUCUGUACCUGAGUCUGUGAACUUUUAUUGGGGUACAAAGCUGUGGGGACUGGCAACCAAAAAUUCGGCAAUGAUCCACCUUGCAGCUUUACAGCUAGCCAUAACCAAGCGUACAACAUACGAGUAUUUCUGGCUUUUGGACAAUAACAGAAACCGACCAGCAGAAAUGAUAAAAAACAAGCUAGUUGGAAUCUUCUUUGAACAAAAGACUGAUUAUACCACCUACUUCGGAAGAUAUCUUGAGUUUAUUCAUGGUAUUCAGCAGCUUCCAAUGACACCAGCUCUGGCAGAUGAUAUUCGUAUCCCUGCGUUUGUCGAAGAAGAGUGGAACCAACGUCUCUCGGCGGUUGCACCCCAAAUAGAAAGUCCAUGGGCGGGUGUGCUAUGGCUCAACUAUGCACUCAUCAAUCCUUCAGAUGCAUACCCAAGACUUAGAACUACGGAAGUUGACGAUGGACAGACUCGAUCAUAUUCUCUUUACCUAACUGCAACAAGGCCAGAUUUCCGUAGACGUCCUCUAUCCAGAGUACACUCCAAAAACCCAAAGAACGAAACUGCAGUAGGUGGAUAUAAGCCGGCAAUAAGAGGAGUACGCCACAUAAGCUUUAAAGACGCAGUUACAUUUGGCUCAUAAAUCAAGCGCAAAAUUAUUACUCAUGGCAGUUUAAUUAUACCACAGAUGCCCUAAAUAACCUUUAUAUACGUUCGAAAUAUUCUAAAU